This is a messenger RNA of Aegilops tauschii subsp. strangulata, 1819 nucleotides long. Its product is annotated as multiple organellar RNA editing factor 2, chloroplastic. Gene Ontology annotation, cellular component: mitochondrion. The record is from RefSeq and is a predicted model, not a curated record. Lineage: Eukaryota; Viridiplantae; Streptophyta; Magnoliopsida; Poales; Poaceae. Gene Ontology annotation, biological process: mitochondrial mRNA modification; cytidine to uridine editing.
CCUCCUCGUCCGCUCGUCUCCUUCCGCCAGCGGCCACUCCCGCCAUGGCCACCGCAGCGCGCGCCGUCGCCGCCGCCGCGCGCCCGGCGCGGCCGGUGCUCCUCUCGCGGAGACUCCCGUGCCCCUCCGGUUGCCCCGCGCGGCGGCCUCGGGUCGGCCGCGCUGUCCGCUGCAUGGCGCGGCGGCCCGACGCCUCGUACUCGCCGCUGCGGCCGGGGCAGGGCGGGGACCGCGCGCCCACGGAGAUGGCGCCGCUGUUCCCCGGCUGCGACUACGAGCACUGGCUCAUCGUCAUGGACAAGCCCGGCGGCGAGGGCGCCACCAAGCAGCAGAUGAUCGACUGCUACAUCCAGACCCUCGCCAAGGUCGUGGGGAGCGAGGAGGAGGCGAAGAAGAGGAUCUACAACGUGUCCUGUGAGCGUUACUUUGGGUUUGGGUGCGAGAUUGACGAGGAAACAUCCAACAAGCUGGAAGGCCUCCCGGGUGUUCUUUUUGUGCUUCCGGAUUCCUAUGUUGAUGCUGAGAACAAGGACUAUGGCGCCGAGUUAUUUGUGAACGGAGAGAUCGUCCAACGAUCACCGGAAAGGCAGAGAAGGGUGGAGCCGGUGCCUCAGAGGGCUCAAGAUAGACCGCGUUACAGCGACCGGACUCGCUAUGUGAAGCGGAGGGAGAACCAGGCCUACCAACGGUGACCCGUCGUUCUACUGCAAGCGCCCCAUUGCUAUCGCUCCUGCCCUAGAUGUAGCCACUGCUCCACGCCCGAAAUGCCCCUCAUCGUCUUUGCUGCAUUGUAGCCUCGCCAUAUCUGGGCGUUUAUUUUCUUCACGAACUGUAGGUUAAGAACUGGAUGUACUACUGUAAGUGACUUGUUCCGUUGUUUUGGUAACGGUAUCUGGUUUGCGGCGGAAAAAAAAAGUUCAUGUGUUUGGAGCUCUGAGUGAACCCUCCCUGCCCUUUUUCAGCUCCAUUCGCCCUCUGUACGUAACCCGGCGUAGGUAGUAGCAGCACUGCAGCAGGGAGCUCAUUUUCAGAAACCGUCCAUCUCUGUGUUCUCGCACGAGCCAUGAUGCCAAUGACCACGGGAGGCUGGCUCGGUAACAAUGUGGAAGCCAAUCCGGGACGCGGAGGAACUACGCAGCGGCGCGAUGCGUUUUACCAGCAAACGUGUGGUGGAGACAGGGGAGAAUGCACGUGCAGGCCAGUGAUUCGCUGCCUUAUCCGCCGAAUCCUCCCGCUGCAUGCCGAGCGCACAACACACGCGCCGGCCAGCCAGCCCCGUGACCGAGACCGUGCGAGCGCUCAAGUCGAAGGGAGUGAGGGAAAUGGCGGGCGCGACCUUCCUCUCGGCUCCCGCGCUGCUCGGCCUCCCGUCCGUCUCGUCGCCGGCGCGCAGACACGCACACAUUCAGGUGUGCUGCCAGGCCAAAGCCGGGGGCUCCGGCGCUGAGGCUGCCGCCGCUUGCGAAGAGGCUCUGCGGCUCCGCAGAAGGGACCUGAUCGGGGGCUGCUUCGGCGCCGCCGUUGGCUUGGAAAUCGUUGAGGGCUCUACGAGGUUCACAGGGGUGGCUGCCGCGGCUGACCUGAUCGAACGCCGGCAGCGCUCCGAGUUCCAAUGUAGGUCGCCUCAGCUCCCUCUUUUCGCCUCAAAUGCUAGUACAUACUUAUAUGCCUCUUAAUGACCUUCCGCGUUGAUGCACUUUGCUGUUUGUUUCUUCAGCAAGCAUCAAAAGCACCCUCACAGCAGCCAUAGAGGCAAAGCCAGAGCUUGUCCCAUCACUCUUGACCUUGGCACUGAAUGAUGCUAUGACAUACGACAAGG